Molecule: messenger RNA, 1077 nt
Organism: Saccharomyces mikatae IFO 1815
Lineage: Eukaryota; Fungi; Ascomycota; Saccharomycetes; Saccharomycetales; Saccharomycetaceae
Gene: RRD2
Product: peptidylprolyl isomerase RRD2
Exons: 1
Coding region: 1-1077 (358 amino acids)
Biological process (GO): mitotic spindle organization
Cellular component (GO): protein phosphatase type 2A complex; nucleus; cytoplasm
Molecular function (GO): protein tyrosine phosphatase activator activity; peptidyl-prolyl cis-trans isomerase activity
Source: RefSeq, a predicted model, not a curated record
AUGCUACCAGAAAAAAGGCUAUUGACCUCGGGGGACAUGAAGUUAUGGGAGGAGUCUCAAACGAGAGCCAAUUUCACUAAAUUUAUCAUAGAUCUGGCUGAAUCCGUCAAAGGGCACGAAAAUUCACAAUACGAAGAGCCAGUAUCCGAGCCAAUAAGUAGAAUGAUGAACUUACUUUCGUAUAUAAGAGAUAUUAUUCAGAAGCAUCCAGUAGUGAAGGAUGCAAAUAGUUCGAGAUUUGGUAAAAUUGAAUUCAGGGAUUUUUAUGACGAAGUGUCACAGAGUUCCAGGAAAUUUUUACGGUCUGAAUUUCCUUCUCUUACAGAUGAACAGUUGGAACAAUUAUCCAUUUAUCUCGACGAAUCAUGGGGUAAUAAAAGAAGAAUUGAUUAUGGUUCAGGACAUGAACUAAACUUCAUGUGUUUACUUUACGGACUCUAUAAAUAUGGGGUAUUCAAUCUCUCAAAUGAUUCGACAAACCUUAUACUAAAAGUUUUUAUAGAAUAUCUUAAGAUAAUGAGAAUACUGGAAACUAGAUAUUGGCUUGAGCCUGCCGGUUCGCAUGGUGUUUGGGGACUAGAUGAUUAUCAUUUCCUUCCAUUUCUAUUUGGCGCCUUCCAAUUAACUAGCCACAAGCAUUUAAAACCAAUAUCGAUUCACAAUAAUGAGCUUGUAGAAAUGUUUGCUAAUCGGUAUUUGUACUUUGGUUGUAUAGACUUCAUUAAUAAGGUAAAGUCAUCUGCCUCCUUAAGAUGGCAUUCUCCCAUGUUAGAUGACAUCAGCGGUGUAAAGACCUGGUCAAAAGUUGCCGAAGGAAUGAUAAAAAUGUAUGAAGCUGAAGUCCUCAGUAAAUUGCCCAUUAUGCAACAUUUUUAUUUUAGCGAUUUUUUACCCUGUCCAGAAGGCGUAUCCCCCCCGAGAGGUCAUAUACAUGACGGGACUGAUGUGGAUGAUGAGUGCAACUUUGAAGGUCAUGUUCAUAGUAAUUGGGGAGAUUGCUGUGGUAUCAAAUUACCAAGUGCAAUUGCGGCUACCGAGAUGAGUAAAAAACAUCACAAACCAAUACCCUUUGAUUAA